Messenger RNA from Brassica oleracea var. oleracea, 2952 nucleotides. RefSeq names its product phosphoinositide phosphatase SAC2-like. Bases 234 to 2633 code for a protein of 799 amino acids. Gene Ontology annotation, molecular function: phosphatidylinositol-3,5-bisphosphate 5-phosphatase activity. The record is from RefSeq and is a predicted model, not a curated record. Lineage: Eukaryota; Viridiplantae; Streptophyta; Magnoliopsida; Brassicales; Brassicaceae. Gene Ontology annotation, cellular component: intracellular membrane-bounded organelle. Gene Ontology annotation, biological process: phosphatidylinositol dephosphorylation. The transcript is spliced from 16 exons.
UCUCUCGUUAAUUUGUUUCUGUGGUUCCGGUCACCGCAGCUCUGUCAUCAUCUUCUCUUCUCUCUGCAUCUUCCUUCUUCUCCAUCUACUAAUCUCAAACCUACAAAAUCUCGAACUGUAGCUCUUAUUACCAAAAGGGUUAUCGUACAUCGUCUUGUCCUAAGUUUCUGAGUACAGUUGUAAUUACAAAGAUUCGUUUUUUAUCGGAGCUCCGGUUCUCAAGAGUUAUUCAAAUGGCUGCGUCAGAGAGAUCGAUGGACCAACAAGUCGACACGAGUUCUUCCUUCCUACAAAAGUUCAGACUUUACGAAACACGCUCGAACUUCUACAUGAUCGGAAGAGAUAAAAACCGAACCUUUUGGAGGGUUUUCAAGCUAGACAGAACAGAGCAAACAGAGCUCAACUUCCACCAAGACUCAACUCCUUACACAGAAUCCGAAUGCUUCGAGACUCUGAGAAGGAUACACGAAGGGAACAGAUCAACCGGUGGGUUAAAAUUCGUCACCACUUGCUACGGCAUCAUCGGAUUCAUUAGGUUCUUGGGACCGUACUACAUGCUGAUAAUCACUAAAAGAAGUAAGCUUGGUGAAGUUUGUGGGCACACUGUUUACGGUGUAGCAAAGAGCAGGAUUGUUACGAUUCCACAUGCUUCUGUGCUGUCCACUGUGGCUUAUUCUAAGGAUGAGAAAAGGUACAAGAGGCUUCUAUGCACUGUUGAUCUCACAAAGGACUUCUUCUUCAGCUAUUCCUAUCACAUCAUGCACUCACUUCAGAGGAAUCUCUCAAACAAUGUUGAAGGACAGACUUACUAUGAAUCUAUGUUUGUCUGGAACGAAUACUUAACUCGACGGAUUCGAAAUAACGCCGAGGAUUGUAUGUGGACAGUUGCCUUGGUGUAUGGAUUCUUCAAACAGGCUAAACUAUCAGUUUCUGAGAAGAACUUUAGAUUGACUCUAAUUGCGCGAAGAUCUAGGCAUUAUGCUGGCACAAGAUAUCUGAAACGUGGUGUGAACGAGAAAGGCAGGGUAGCUAAUGAUGUUGAGACAGAGCAGAUUGUUUACGAGGAACCUCAAGAUGGCCAUCCCGUCAGAAUAAGUUCUGUAGUUCAGAACCGUGGCUCCAUACCUUUGUUCUGGUCUCAGGAGACUUCACGCUUGAAUAUCAAACCUGAUAUAACAUUGUCAGCGAAAGACCCUAACUUCGAAGCAACCAGACUACACUUCGAAAAUCUAGCAAGGAGAUAUGGGAAUCCAAUCAUAGUACUGAACUUGAUCAAGACACGUGAAAAGAGGCCUAGAGAGACUAUUCUCCGUGUGGAGUUUGCAAAUGCGAUUAAAUUUAUAAACAAAGGGCUAAGCAAGGAGGAGCGUCUAAGGCCUCUUCACUGGGAUUUGCAUAAACACUCCAGAAAAAAAGGCACAAACGUGUUGGGGAUUCUCGGCAGGUUGGCCACUUAUGCACUGAACUUGACUGGCAUCUUCUACUGUCAGCUAACUUCAGAUGGGUUUCAGAACCAGAAUCCAUCCACCGUGGAGAACAAUAUUGGUGAAUGUUCUACUUAUGAUCUUCCCACUAAAGAUGAGAUUGCAUCAGACUCAGCGGUGGAGAAUGGUAAUGACAGCAAGGAUCGACAAAAGGAAGCCACCAUGCUUCAGAAAGGAGUCUUGAGGACUAACUGCAUAGACUGUUUAGACCGCACCAAUGUUGCUCAGUACGCCUAUGGUUUGGUAGCAUUUGGGCGUCAACUCCACGCUUUGGGAUUGACAGAGUCUGAUACUAUUGAUCUAGAUAAUCCUCUCGCUGAAGAUUUGAUGGGAGUUUAUGAGACAAUGGGUGAUACUCUUGCGCUUCAGUAUGGAGGAUCCGCUGCACACAACAAGAUAUUUUGUGAAAGGCGUGGUCAGUGGAAAGCGGCUACUCAGUCACAAGAACUGUUCAGAACAUUGCAACGUUACUACAGUAACGCUUAUAUGGAUGCUGAAAAGCAAGAUGCAAUUAACUUGUUCUUGGGAUACUUCCAGCCACAACCAGAUAAGCCAGCGUUAUGGGAAUUGGGUUCUGAUCAGCAUUACAAUGCAGCAAGGUUUCUUGCCAGUUCUGUACCUGAGAUCUCAAGGUCUACGAUGAAACGAUCUUUAUCAGAAAGUAGCAUCCUUAGUGAGGGCACUAGUACAGUAGCUGGUAGACAUGGUUUAGGUGAGAAGGAUGAAGUAAAAGGUCUUUCGGAUUCAGCACCUGAGAUCAUCUCAGCAUCUAAAACAACUUCCAUGAUUGCUGGUAGUUUCAGUGCUCCACCACCGAUACUGGAGGAGAUAGGUUUAGACGAGAUACUUGAAAACGAUUGCUUCUGCUUUAAUGAUGAUAGGCAUGGUGGUGACCAAUGUACAUGUGCAGCUUUUGAUAUGGAUUGGGUUUCUUCUUCAGGAGCCUCUUGUGAAGAUGAGAGUAACGGAAGAUCAGCAUUAGUUAGAUCUUUUGAAACCAUCCCUGAAAGUACUAAUAUAGAGCCAGAGAUUUGUGUCAUUAACACAGAAAGAGAUGAAGUAACAACUGUGGAGGGAGAAGCGAUUAGUGGGAUUCCUCAAGGUUAUGUGAGGUGGGUGAUGGAUGAAGAAGAGGGCCAUUUCUGGUGACACAAGAGCUUUUCAACAGCUAGAUUGUUUUUACCAACAAAGAAAAGAAGAAGAUACAUGUUAGUGCUACUAAUGAAGAAAGAAAACUAUCAGAGAAGAAUAUACUAACAGCGCUAAUUCAUUAGCCAGAUUGGAAGAAAAAUGGUGAAAAGGUGAGAAAGAAAUAAAAGGAAGAGAGAGAGUAGACAAACUUGUAUAUAAUUUACUUAUACAGAAAAACAUAACUUAGAUCUUGUUGGAUAUAUCUUUGUGACAUUUUCAUUUUUCGGAGGGGGAUCUGAUUCCCGUAUGCAAUAAAACAGAGUGUAUGUUCAGUACU